Prorocentrum cordatum is the source of this 657-nucleotide messenger RNA. Lineage: Eukaryota; Dinophyceae; Prorocentrales; Prorocentraceae. The record is from the annotation of a GenBank genome assembly.
AUGGCGAUCGACCCAAGCAUGGCAGGCGCGGAGCUUGACGAGGUUCAGGUGAGCGCGGUGGCGCUGGGCGCGGCGGUGGCCGAGCGCCUCGACGAGGAGUUCUUCGAGGGGGCGGCUGGGGGCGAGGGCAGCCGGCUGCUGGCGGCCCUUCCGUGGGCCUUCGCGAGCGUGGGCAAGCGGGUCGUCGACCCUCCCAGGGCGAGGACAUGUUCCAUCGCGCUGCGGCGCUUGGCGCCGGGCGGGUCGAGGCCGCCCGCGCCCGAGAGCCUCCUCUUCGUGCUGGCGAACGAGCUGGUCGCGCGAGGGGGGCUUCAACAGGGUGUGGCGACCCUGGUGGCUCGCCAGUGCUACUUGCGCCCAGGCGAGCUGUCUCGCCCGACCUGCGGCAUGGCGCACCCUCCAGUCGGCGCAGGCGGACGGGGGGCCGCGGCGACGCUGGCGCUGCGCCCGUGCGAACAGGGAGUGGGCUCCAAGACCGGCGAGCUCGCCGAGGCGGUGAUGGUCGACUGGUCGCGCGGGGGGUUCGGCGUCGACGACGCGAUCAGCGAUGUCAUGAUACACGGGCUCCGACGCUCGGGGCCGAGCGCCGACUUCCUGGCGGGCGGGCGGUCGAUCGCGGAGAUCAGGCACCGAGGCCGCUGGGCGUCGGACAGCUGC